GGCAUGUGCUUGACACGAGCAUUCCAUAGAGCAAGAGGACUCACAGGCAGCUUUACUGAUCGGUUACCUUCAGCUGGUCAUAUUGUCCCAGUAUUGGAGAUUGUUUCAGUUGGAGAAGCAGAAAUUGAUGAGAGGCACUAUGGCAUGCAUUGGAAACACAUGUGCAAACCUCAUGCAUUUACCAGUGCACUAUGAACAGAAGAGCAGAAGAAGCAUCGCUGGCGGUCAGUGACCUUCUGGAGCAGUGACGACUUUCUGUGUUGCCAGUGGUUGCAAGCACUUAAUGAUCUACUUGAGCAACAGACUUGUAGGCCAAAGCGCUUACUAGUUUAUAUAAAUCCAUAUGGUGGAAAGAAGAAAGGAAGCAGAUCUAUGAGAAGAAAGUGGCUCCAUUGUUCAGUCUUGCCUCUAUCACUACAGAUGUCAUUGUGACAGAAUAUGCAAACCAUGCUAGAGAUAAUCUUUAUGAAGUCAAUCUGGAUAAAUAUGAUGGCAUUGUUUGUGUUGGUGGCGAUGGAAUGUUCAGUGAAGUGCUUCAUGGCCUUAUAGGCCGGGUACAAAAGGAUUCUGAUGUUGAUCAUAACAAUCCUAAAAUUCCAUUAUCUCGGUGCUAUAUGAGGAUUGGCAUUAUUCCUGCUGGUUCUACAGACUGUGUGUGUUUUGCUACUGUGGGAAUCAAUGAUCCAGUAACUUCAGCGUUGCACAUCAUAUUGGGUGAUUCUCAACCCCUUGAUGUUAGUUCAGUUCAUGACAAAAAAACGUUCUUGAAGUACACUGUUUCAUUGUUGGGCUAUGGUUUCUAUGGAGACGUCUUGAAAGGAAGUGAAAAGAAUAGGUGGCUGGGCCCUGCCAGAUAUGACUUUGCAGGUUUUAAGACUUUUCUAUCUCAUCGCUGCUAUGAAGGGACAGUGUCUUUCCAACCAGCAAAGUGGGCAGUAGGAUCCCCAAGGGAUAAAGUCUGUUGCACAUCUGGGUGCUACAUUUGCAGGCAAAGUAGCAAGCAGCUGGAGGCGCAGCAGAGAGCAGAGACCUGUGGGUUACAACACAAUGAACAAGAAGAGAACUGGAAAACUGUCAAAGGAAAAUUCAUGGCAAUUAACGUGGCUGUCAUGAGCUGUGCCUGUCCUCGCAGCCCAAAAGGUCUGUCACCAGCAGCUCACUUGGCAGAUGGAACUGCAGAUCUCAUUUUAGUCCGUAAAUGCUCAAGGUUAAAUUUCCUACGGCACCUUAUCAGACACACAAAAAGCAAUAGUGAUCAGUUUGACUUUCCAUUUGUUGAUGUCUACCGGAUAAAGACUUUUCAGUUUGCGCCAAAACAUUCUGAAGAAAAUGAUUCUGAGAGCACUGAUUUGGGAAACAUUGGAAAAAAGAACUUUGCUCAGAUCUGCACAGAUCAUCCAUCUUGUGGCUGCAGUCAGGUGAACAGUGUCUGGAAUUGUGAUGGGGAAACCCUUGAGCAGACUGCCAUUGAAAUGAGGGUCCACUGUCAACUUAUCAGAUUAUUUGCACGAGGCAUUGAGGAUUCCCAUAAAGACGAUGAAGAAAACCUAAGCAGGGUUUAA
This is a messenger RNA of Staurois parvus, 1562 nucleotides long. NCBI's taxonomy places the organism in Eukaryota, Metazoa, Chordata, Amphibia, Anura, Ranidae. The record is from the annotation of a GenBank genome assembly.